Messenger RNA from Maniola jurtina (meadow brown), 5781 nucleotides. It is a transcript of the gene Evi5, whose product is annotated as ecotropic viral integration site 5 ortholog. The transcript is spliced from 17 exons. Lineage: Eukaryota; Metazoa; Arthropoda; Insecta; Lepidoptera; Nymphalidae. The record is from RefSeq and is a predicted model, not a curated record. The coding region runs from base 105 to 2699 and encodes 864 amino acids.
UCUGCCAGCUGGGCGGAUCCAAUAUUUUUAAUUUUUGUACCUAAAAGAAGUGAAAAGUAGUGUUUUUGAUACCUCAAAAUUUCGUGCACAAGCAACGGGAUUUAAUGUUCGAGUCGGUGCCGACCGUGACGUUUACACCGACUUUUACUCUAAUUAAAGCAGAGAGACUUGAUCGCGGGCGGGCACAUGGCCGAUAUUCACCACUUAAUGGCCGCGGGUUCAACAUGAAGGUGGACGUGGAAGCCGGGGAAGCCGCUGCUGCCAGCCGUUCUCCUGCUGGUAGCACUGACUCGCCUGUCGGAUUUCCUGACGGCUGCUCCACACCCGUGUCUGGGGUGGUUGUCUCUCCCGAGCUGACGCUGCUAGCCAAACUGGAGGAAGAGAACAGAAGGAUCGAGGCGGACGUCAAGUCCCCCUCAUUGAUAAAAGGGCACAGUCGCAAGAGCUCGAACACGUCACAAGUGUCACUCAGCUCAGCCACAAGUCACAGCCCCGAAGAAGCUAGAUUGGGGAGCAAUGGUGAGGAGGACUUGUGGACUCAAUGGGGAAGACUCGUCAGCAACUGGGAGUCGGAGUGGCGACGCCGCAACCAGUUCGUCCGCGAUAUGGUGCGGCAAGGAGUACCCCAUCACUUCAGGGGUAUAGUUUGGCAACUUUUGGCUGGGGUUGAUUCAUCGCCGGACAAGAAGCUUUAUGCCACUUACAUUAAGGCGAAAUCAGCCUGUGAAAAAGUGAUUCGUCGUGACAUUGCGCGUACAUACCCGGAGCAUGAUUUCUUCAAAGAGAAGGACGGCCUGGGCCAGGAAUCGCUGUUUAAUGUGAUGAAGGCCUAUUCGCUCCACGACAGAGAAGUUGGGUAUUGCCAGGGAUCAGGGUUCAUUGUUGGAUUGUUGCUCAUGCAGAUGCCCGAGGAGGAAGCUUUUGCAGUGUUGCUGAAGAUCAUGCAGCAUCACCGUAUGCGAGAUAUGUUCAAGCCUAGCAUGGCUGAGCUGGGCCUUUGCAUGUUCCAGCUGGAAAACCUCGUUCAAGAGCUGAUCCCUGAUUUACACGUGCAUUUCCAGUCGCAGAACUUCAGUACAUCAUUGUACGCCAGUAGCUGGUUCCUGACGCUGUUCACGACAACCCUAUCGCUUCCUCUUGCGUGCCGCAUUAUGGACGUCUUCCUGUCGGAGGGCAUAGAAAUUGUGUUCAAAGUUGCCCUCGCGCUGCUCACUCUGGGCAAGGAAGACCUUUUGUCCCUCGAUAUGGAAAAUAUCCUGAAAUGCAUACAGAAGGAGUUACCAUUGAAAGCUGAAGCGGAUCAAGACGCUUUUAUGAAUCUAGCCUACUCUAUCAAAGUUAACCCUAAGAAAAUGAAGAAGUUAGAAAAGGAAUACACGGUUAUUAAGACUAAGGAGCAGGGAGAUAUCGCUGUACUCAGAUGUCUUCGUCAAGAGAACCGUUUGCUCAAGCAGAGAGUAGAAUUGUUGGAAAAGGAGAGUUCUGCCCUAGCGGAGAGGCUGGUGAAGGGUCAAGUGGAUAGAGCAGAGGGAGAAGAGGAGACGUUCGCUUUGGCCCGCGAGGUGCAAGCUUUGCGACGGGCAAACAUGGACGCGCAGCAGAGACUGGCGGUCGCACAAGAUGAGAUUCGCAGCUUGGAGAUGACAAUUGCUGAGAAUAAUUCGAGGCAAUCGUCUCUCGAGGGGACAGAAGGCAACAACGUGAAAGGCGAAGAGCUUGCGCGUUGCCUCCAACGCGAACUCGUGCGUGCCAGACUCGAUGCUGCGGAGCGGCAAGCUACAGAAAGAGAGCUCAAUGCUAGAAUAGCUGAACUUGAAAACGAAAACAAGAUUCUGAGAAAACAGCGGGUUGAUAACAACGUCGCCCACUUGCAGGACGAAUUGAUUGCCGUUAAACUGCGCGAAGCCGAAGCGAAUCUUUCCCUCAAAGAUUUGCGACAACGCGUCACAGAACUGUCCGAGACUUGGCAAAAGCAUUUACAGGAGCACAGGCAGGAGGUACCGCCGCCGCCCGCCCAGUCUAACGUGGUCUCCGAUAUAAUGGCAACUCCAAAGAAACUUUUAAGGGCAUGGGAGGGCAGGUCCCAGGACAUGCAGAAACUUGACGAGGAGUUGAUGACCAUAAAAAUCAAAGAAGUGGAGGCACUGACGGAGCUAAAGGAGCUCAGACUUAAGGAAAUGGAGCUGCGCACGCAAGUGCAAGUGUCGACGAAUCAGCUGCGCAGGCAGGACGAGGAGCUGAGAGAGCUGCGGGAGGCGCUGGACGCCGCGCUGCAGCGGGAGCGCGCGCUGCAGGCGAGACAGCGUGAAUUCCAGCACAAGUACUCUGACCUCGAGAGCAAGGCCAAAUAUGAGUCGAUGCAAGCCAACAUUCGUAAUAUGGAAGACGCUCAAAGAAUAGCCGAGUUAGAAAAUGAAAUUUCGGAAUAUAAAAUUAAAAAUGAAGUUAUGGCAACGGAGGGUGAGCUCCGCAGCAACAACAGUAUGGAUGACUCGGACAGGGUACGUGAGCUGCAGGACCAGGUCACUGAACUUAAGGCCGAGGUUCUGAGGCUAGAAUCGUGGCGGGCGAAAUUGCUGGGUCACACGCUAAGCCGCGAAGUCUCCGUUGAGGAAGACCUCGAAGAGGACGACAAACUUAAACUUACCUUCCGAAGAGAAUCAUCAACGUCUGUCGAUCUCAACACUAAGAACUUGUAGCACGUACUUAAUUUACAUCGUCAUAUAUUGUUAAGGCUGAAACAAACACAAUGUGUGGCAAGACAGGAAAUGACAGAUCCCGUAUGAAGUCCCUUGUUUAACGACUUCUCGGAGCCAGCCACAUUAGACGCGUAUUCCGUUGUGUCUUGUUUCAGACUUAAUCUGAUCGCACAUUACAGCAAGCGCACGUAACGCUUUCGCAACGAAAGUACUAAAACUAAUAACAAAUCUGGAAAUAUAUCAGCGUAUCAUGUUGUAUCGUGACGCGUCAAAGGCAUAUAGGUUUCAUACAUUUAGUAUGAUUAGAGCAUGAAUGUAUAAUAAAGAUGGAUCAGGCGCUCCUAAUACCCUCUUGAGGCAAAUAUCUAGUUAUCGCUAUUUCACUUCGACUAAUGAAUUAGAGCGAGAGGUCGAGUCCCAGUGGUGAAGUACCUCUUACUCUCGCUCGGAAGUCGAAGUGGGAUAGUGAUAAGUAUUAGGAGUGCUCUAUCCAUCUCUCUCUAUUCUUUCGUUUAUGAAACCGAUAUGCUUCAAACGCGUGACGAUAAUAACGACACGCUAGAAUAUUUCCAGCGUAUUAGCGUUGACUUGACAGCGUUACAUUUAUUCGAUGCGUGCGGUUGUACAUAUGGUGUACUUUAAAUUGAGAUAGCGUUUACUUUAAUGUGCGAACAGAUAGUGGUAACCAGCCACGACAAAACGCCUGCAGUUAAACGUUAUUUAUGACAAUGUUAUUUAAAAAAUGCGUUGUAAAUUGAGGACCCACUAUUUUGCAUGCCCCUUUUCAAGUAUUACUUAUUUAUAUAUUAGUUUACGUAGUUAUUGCAGAAGAUUUUCUAGUAUUAAAAAACAUUUUUUCAUGCCGCAUUAAAGUAUUGCGCAGUUUUUUUUUUUAGAAAGAGUUGUUUAACUUUUUUUAGUUUUUAGUUACUUCCACUUAACUUUAAGUUUAAACUUUAUUUUCUAAUAUUUUGCUAUAUUUUUUACAUCAAUGUAGCGAUGUUUAUCUUGUCGUCUUUUAACUUAUAAAAAGUAUUGCCUAUGAGUUAUGUAUUCGUUGCACAUACUUUUAUACAACGACAUCUGGUAUGUACUACGUACUAGACGGGAAUUGCGAACAAAAAUCAUAUUCCACAGAAUAUGAUGAUAUCUUGAUUAUUUUGAUAGCUUUAUGACUUCAUAAAGCCCUGCUCUCUAUAUAUUAGGGGGAACCAUACUUUGACAUAGAAGUUGACACAUAGUGUGUAUAUGACGAGUGUGUUCCCAAAAUGUAUGUAUCAUAUUUACAUAAUAUACAAAUAAUAAUUUAUAAAAUAAAAAUAGCUUGCAGCACCGAAUUUCGAAUAUUCGAUAGUAAAGGAGACGCUGGCACUAGAACCUAGUCCAAAUGCUAGAGACGAUGGCGGUGUUUUGCUGGAGGACGAUACUUUACGAGUAACUGCUUAUGAUUAUGUCUCAAUCGAUGACGAUAACAUUUCAAUUAUUAGUAUGACACCUGGCCAUCAAGUUAUAAGCAAAAGUGAGUUGCAGCUAGUAAAAUUUUUCGUUCUGUUCGACCCGUCUAGUGCGUAGUACAUAAAGGUAAUUGGUUUCAUAUCUAAAAGACUACCAUUGAAUCAAACCCAUUGUCAACUUUACAGCCUGCUUUAAAAAUUAAAGCACUUUUUCGUUUCUUUUGUAGUAUUUUUCUUAUUUUUAACUAAAUCUUUAUCGUUAUUCAUAUUUUUUCUGUUGUUUAAUCUUUUUGCAUUUCAAUUAAUUACUUAUCUUGUUCCGCGUUGACAAGAAACUAAGCCAUGGGCAUUGAUUUCCUAUACAAGAAGACUAUUCUUCAAUCCUUAAACAAAUUCAGCGGCAUUGUGAAUAGCAGUAACAAAAUCACUCAAAAGACGUUAUUUCAUUCCGGUAAUGUGCAAUUUGAAUAAUACGCAAUACUGACGCGACUGAGUACAUGUUUGUCUCGGAUUUGUCUAAAGAUUUAGCGAAUAGGAUAAAAUUACUAUAACCAGUGCAGUGCAUACUAUAUGCAGGAGUGAUGCCAAUUUUGAGGAAGCGCAAAAAAUGUUUAAAUAAUUUUUGAGUGUUUGUCGGUCUUGUAUAGGUAGUCAAUGGCCAUUUUCUUGCACCAUGCCCGAUUGUUAGAUAAGACAAUUUUAUGCCUACAUUAAGGAAUCCUAUUUCUUAUUUCCCUUUUACUGUUUAACUCCGCUGAAAAUUGUUAUGAAGUAGCACUUACAAUAUUCAUAGUCUGUUAGAUUAUUAUCACUAAUCGAUACCUCAUAAAUCAACUAAAUUAGUAAUAUCAUCCUGAAAUUGAUUGUAUUUUGUAGAGUUUUUAGUAGGUAGUCUGCUAGAAUUACACAUCACUUCAGUGUUGAUAUUGUAAAACGUGGGUAAACACUGGGUAGAAAUAGUAUAGUUAGAUAUUAAUAGUGGCUAUUAAUAAAGGGUAUGCUUGACUUGUCAACGCGAGACUAGAAUAGAAAUCUCAAAUAUAGUCUAUAUUCUCGUAUAUAUACUUUCUAUAUAAUAUACAUUUUUAAUAUAGAAAAUAUAAAAGAAAUAGGUCGUCGAACUACCUAUAUAAGGUUAAAAUCCUUAUAAAAACGAGUACCUCUUCAGUGGCAAUUGUAAGUAACAAAAUACUUUAAUACAGGAUGGCUAUAAAUUAAGUUUUUAUACUAGAACCUAUAGGUAUGCAGAACAUACAGUCAACUUGCUUUGGAUUCGUCGUUCGUCAAUUUUAAAUAAUAAGUCGUUAAAUUUUUUGAUACAGCAAAAAUAGGUUGUACAGGUUUCAAUUAUAAAAUUACAUGCAAAAAAAACUUUUUUUUGAAAAGCAAACCAGUUUUAAGUAGUUACUUAGUUAAACUAAAUUUACUAAGUGUAAAAUUACUAAAUGUAUAUUUUUGAUUUCAAUUUUAUGUUGCGGUUAUACUUACUUAUAUAUUCAUAGCGAAAGCGUAAUAAAAAGCAACUGUAUUUAUGUAGAUUUUUCUAAAAAUUUAGCAAAUAGGAUAAAAUAACUAUAACCAGUAGAGAUAGAUCAUUUAACGUAGUAAAGGUACCUCAGUGUCCAAUU